Messenger RNA from Macrosiphum euphorbiae (potato aphid), 447 nucleotides. NCBI's taxonomy places the organism in Eukaryota, Metazoa, Arthropoda, Insecta, Hemiptera, Aphididae. The record is from the annotation of a GenBank genome assembly.
AUGGAUACUAAAUCUAAUACAUUAGACACUAUUAAAUCUAGAAACAUAAUGGAACCUCAUUAUAAUGAUUCUGAGAUUAUUCAUAGUCCAGUUGAUGGCAAUUCAAGUGGUAUAAAUUUGAUGAACAUAGAAUAUUUAUGGUUUCCUUGCAAUGUGUGUGAGAAAAAAUUCUCUACUACAAUUGAAUUGAAUGUUCACCGAAAGUCACAUUCUGGAAUUGUACCAUAUGUAUGUAAGAUUUGUAAUAGAACUUAUCAGUUGAAAUUUCGAUGGAAUUGUCAUUUAAAAGGCCACUACAAAAAACACAAUCAAAAUCAAAAUAUAAAAUCAAACAUUACCAAACUAAAGAUUAAAUCUAUAAGUCAUAAAGAUAAAAUGAAAUGUCGAUAUUGCAAAAAAGAAUAUAACUCGAUAUCUCAGUGGAAAAGACAUAUGACAGAAGAAUGA